AUGGUUCACAACGGAUCUGCUAAGAAGUCUACCGGUCACGCAGAUAGCGAAUUUGAUUUCCAGCAGCGGCAUAAACAAGACAGGGAGCGCAAACCUAGACCCAAGCGCAUCAUUAUUUGCUGUGAUGGUACCUGGCAGUCGUCAGUCUCGGGAGAAAAGAACGUCCCCUCCAACGUCACACGCCUCUGCCGCGCCAUAAAUCCUAUCGGAACCGAUGCCGAGGGAAACGAAUUCCAGCAGAUUGUCUGGUACGACUCUGGCAUUGGGAGCACGUCCUCGCUCUUACUUGGUACCAUUCACGAGGGUGCUACUGGCUCCGGAUUUGAAGGAAAUGUCAUUGAAGCAUACAAUUAUUGUGUGCUGAACUGGAAUCCUGGUGACCAGAUUAUGGCCUUUGGUUUCUCCCGAGGCGCUUUUACUGCCCGUUCAAUCGCUGGAGUUAUUACCGACAUUGGACUCUGCAAUAAGGCGGACCUCAACAAGUUCCCUGAGCUUUGGAAAAACUACAAGACCUUCAAAACCAACAAGGACAACAAGGGCAAGCGGUUUUUCCACAGCAAGAGUUGGUUUGAAUGGAUGUGGGGAACGGCAGAUAUCACUCAGGGCGCUGGUGAUGCGAAAUCGGGUGAUGACUGGGCUCAGAAAGGCUCGAGGGCAGUGGAAGUGGUUGGUGUUUAUGACACUGUUGGUGCUAUCGGGAUGCCAGAGGUCGCUGGGGUCAAAAUACCUCAAUGGCUCAGUUGGAAGGAGAACCCUGAGUGGCAGAGUGUGGGCCUCUCGACGCAUAUAAAAUACGCUUUCCAGGCCCUUGCUAUCGAUGAACAACGCAAGGCAUUCGAGCCCACCCUGUUCUUUGUGCCCCCUCAGAAGGAUGGUACCAAGGAGGAACUCCUGAAGAACGCAGUCAAGGAAAAUAAGGAAGCUUACGAGAAAAAUUUGCAGAAAGCCAAGAAACUAAAGACUCCAAAGAAAGAAACCAAAGCAGGAAAGAGGGCUAAACUCCCGACCGAUGCCUCAAUCAAUGAGAUCGCUGGUGAAGUCAAUGCCCUCGCUCUGAAAUGGAACGAUUCUCUUCGACAUCUCAUAAACUACCAAGACAGAUCGAAAAAACCUACUGAGCUCGUACAAGUUUGGUUUCCAGGAUAUCAUAUCAACGUUGGCGGAGGUGCAUCCGAGACUAUGCACAACAAGGGAAAUAUGGAAGAAAUGUCAAACAUCGCUUAUUCCUGGAUGCUGGAUCAACUGAAGAAACACUUAUCUCUCAACGAAGCGCAUAUUAAUCAAGAGUACGAUCUUCGCGAAGCGAACUUCCGGAUCGAGAAUAAAAAGCGGUUGGAUUGGAACAUAAUGACAAAAGAUGAAACUUGGGGAACAUGGGCCUUGCGCAGGUCAUUUGAGGUUGCCUCAGCAAUUAGACACCCUCUGACUGCUGGCCCAGUCCCUCCUUUUGAAGAAAAUCGGUCCUACGACUGGGGAACUGCUGCAAUGGAGGACAGCUACAGCAAGAUGUACUGGCUGAAUGGAAAGCAUGUCCGCACGCCAGGCCGAUAUGCUUAUGUGGCUGGCGACCGAAGCAAGUCUCUGGGCGAAACCUUCGAAUACAUCCACCCCGUUGUCAAGUACAGAUUUGAUCAAGCUCGUUUGAAACACAAGGACGAUUCGUGCGAUGAAGGUAGAUUGUGCGAAGGCGGGCCUAUGUUCAAGCGUCGAUUGGUGAACAAAAAUGGUUCUAAGCCCCAUUUUGUGUGGAAUUUGACAUAUGACUCCGAUCCCUCCGAUGUUAUCACGUUAAAGGAAUGGCCUCUUGGGGGAGGGGACUGUUAUGAGCGAAAGGCCAUUGGUAAAAUCCAAAAUGCGAUGGACUGGGUCGGCCAAAUGGAUGAUGCUAUGAAAGUUGGUUCCAAGGCGAGCCACAAUUAG
This is a messenger RNA of Penicillium verhagenii, 1920 nucleotides long. RefSeq names its product T6SS phospholipase effector Tle1-like catalytic domain-containing protein. The coding region runs from base 1 to 1920 and encodes 639 amino acids. The transcript is spliced from 2 exons. The record is from RefSeq and is a predicted model, not a curated record. NCBI's taxonomy places the organism in Eukaryota, Fungi, Ascomycota, Eurotiomycetes, Eurotiales, Aspergillaceae.